UCAAUUUUAAAUUAUUUUUUUUAGAAAAAAAAUAUAAAAAAUUAAUGAAUGAAGUUUAUUGUAGCAGAUAAUAUACUUAUAUAUUAGUAUCAAGCACACAAAAUGGGUACUCUAGGAGCAAUUAUUGGAAUGUCCUUUCUUUGUGCGAUAGGCAUUUUGUUGUUGGUUUUGGGAUGCUCACUUGAUAAAUUCAAAACCGAGAAAGGAUCAUGGUGGAUAAUGUUCAAUUUAUUCUUCUAUGUUCUUGUGCCAAUUCCUGCAUUGAUUGUAAGACGACUUGGAGCUGACUUUUCUUCUUUUUCUGGAUCAUCAAAUUUGGUAGUUGAGCUGGCGUUAUUUUUUACAUCUGGUAUAGUAGUAUCUGCUUUUGGUCUUCCUGUUGUUUUAGCAAGAGCUGGUAUUAUAAAGUAUGGCGCAAUGGGGUUGGUUAUGACUGGAAAUUUGUUCAUUUUUCUUACUAUACUUCUUUUUUUUACGGCUUUCCAGCCGGAAGACGAUUUUGGGUUUUAAUAUGCAAAUAAAAGUUUCUUAAGUUGUACCUUUAAAAUAUUUAUAUCAGAUAUAUGGGUCGUAAGCCUCAUUACAUAAAAUUACCACAUUUUUAUAAGCAUCAGAGUUGACUAGACGAAAAAUAGAUCAAACUUUGUUUAACAAUGGUGUAUCGAAGUUGUAGAAAACUACGGCUAAAGUAUAAAAGCAACCUUCAAACAAUGGUUUUCAUUUUUACAACUGAUAAAAAAUAUAUAAUUUUUUACUAAAGAGAAAUUUAAAUAUAUUUUUAAAUGUUUCUGAGGUCGCGGUUAAAAAGACAACGGGAAAAAAAAUGUACAAUGUACGACGGAAGAAAUUUGAAAAACGCGGAAGAAAUUUUUUACUCAGUUUAAUUAAGUUUAGUUUGUUUAUUAUUUAUUUAGUUAAUUAGCUUAUUAAAAAAGUUUUUUUUUAAACUUGAAAUUUACUUAAGACCGUUAGAUUUAAUUUGUAACAUGUUUGAUAUAUAUUUAAUACGAAGAUGUAAAUAUACGUUAUCUUUAAAAUAUUUUAGUUUCUACACCUUUGGUUAACUCUCAUAUAGUCAUGUUAUUUUGUAUUUUUUAGCACAUAAAUAUGUUUAAGCGA
Molecule: messenger RNA, 1119 nt
Organism: Hydra vulgaris (swiftwater hydra)
Lineage: Eukaryota; Metazoa; Cnidaria; Hydrozoa; Anthoathecata; Hydridae
Product: leptin receptor gene-related protein
Biological process (GO): late endosome to vacuole transport via multivesicular body sorting pathway
Cellular component (GO): endosome
Source: RefSeq, a predicted model, not a curated record